UACAUUGGAAAGUUUCAUUUCAUUAUUAUUCGUUCAAGAUCAUAUCUCGUUGAAGCUUCAAGAAAUCGCAAGAAUGUUUAACAUACAUAAUAAAACUGUAAUGAUCACUGGAGCAGCUCGUGGAAUAGGCUACAAAUAUGCCGAAAUAUUGCUUCGUAAUGGUGCAAAACGUAUCGCUAUCAUUGACUUGCCAACAUCGAAUGGUCCGACUGCAGCAGCUACGUUGGAGAAAGAAUUUGGAAGAGGUCGUGCUGUCUUUUAUGCCUGCGACGUGACGAAGGCAGAAGAUUUGGAGAAGACAUUCAAGGAAGUCGUUGAUGCAUUCGAAGGACUUGAUAUUCUUAUCAACAACGCUGGUGUAGUAGACAAUAAUUGGGAACGAACGAUUGAUGUCAAUAUCAAGGCACUGAUACAUAGUUCUUUUUUGGCGAUGGAUUAUAUGGGAAAGCAUAAAGGCGGCAAAGGCGGUGUAAUCGUGAACGUUGCAUCUCAACUUGCAUUGCAUCCAUGUUCUUUUUUACCAGUAUACACGGCUACGAAACAUGGAGUUCUCGGAUUUAGUCAAGCUUUAGCAGAUUUGUACGAUAAGACUGGAGUACGAGUUUUAAUCAUGUGUCCCGGUUAUACAGAGACUGAACUGGGUAAAAAUAUCUCCGACAGAAGCUGUGAUCUUGUCCGCACUGUACUAGGUAACGUUGACGACGGAUUCAAGGAUUAUCCAAAACAAUCCGUUGAGCAUGUUGCACUUGCAAUGUUAGAUCUUAUCCAAAAAGGUAAAAACGGUGCUGCUUGGGUCUGCGAAGGUGGUCAACCACCUUACGCCGUAGAUUUUGUCCAUUAUUCCAAACGAGCGCUGCCUGUAUAAAAAUUAUAUUGAUGAUUCUUCUUGAGAGUUUAAAUAAAGUAAUGUUAUGUUACCAAGCGUUGUAUCAGUUGUGUAAAUUAAAAUUAUUCGAAAUAAGUAACGUAAAAGCUGUAUUAGUCACAAAUACAUAUAAUUCUUUUGAUUAGAAAUUAUAUUAUCUUUAGAAAUAUUCGCGAUUUAUAUUAGUUACAUAUUUGUAUCGUACAUUUAAUAUCUACAAGAAACAGUUUUAUACAUUAAAUAUUCAUUGCAAA
Messenger RNA from Pogonomyrmex barbatus (red harvester ant), 1119 nucleotides. Its product is annotated as 15-hydroxyprostaglandin dehydrogenase [NAD(+)]-like. Lineage: Eukaryota; Metazoa; Arthropoda; Insecta; Hymenoptera; Formicidae. Gene Ontology annotation, cellular component: cytoplasm. The record is from RefSeq and is a predicted model, not a curated record. Gene Ontology annotation, molecular function: oxidoreductase activity, acting on the CH-OH group of donors, NAD or NADP as acceptor.